Messenger RNA from Nerophis ophidion (straightnose pipefish), 3977 nucleotides. RefSeq lists its product as uncharacterized. The transcript has 4 exons. The record is from RefSeq and is a predicted model, not a curated record. Bases 747 to 2069 code for a protein of 440 amino acids. Lineage: Eukaryota; Metazoa; Chordata; Actinopteri; Syngnathiformes; Syngnathidae.
UUAGUGGGAGAGUGGUCGUGCGCAACCUGAGGGUCCCUGGUUCAAUCCCCACCUAGUACCAACCUCGUUACGUCAGUUGUGUCCUGAGCAAGACACUUCACCCUUGCUCCUGAUGGGUGCUGGUUAGCGCCUUGCAUGGCAGCUCCCUCCAUCAGUGUGUGAAUGGGUAAAUGUGGAAGUAGUGUCAAAGCGCUUUCAGAACCUUGUAGGUAGAAAAGCGCUAUACAAGUACAACUCAUUUAUUAUUUAUCAUUUAGAUAUAUAUGAAAUACUGGUGAAUUGGCUGUAAAUAUACACCCCUCCCCUCUUAGCCACGCCCCCUCCCAACCACGCCCUCAAACCACGCCUCCGCCCAGACCACGCCCCCCACCCCCGAAAUCGGAGGUCUCAAGGUUGGCAACUAUGUGUGUGCGGCCCUCAGUGGAAAAAGUUUGGACACCCCUGCCUUAAGUCAACCAUUUAUAAAUAACUCCUAAUUUUAUUAUCGUCAGACUCAGCGACAAUAAAUUAUAUAUUUCAUUUAUUCAUGUAUUGUGUAUUUUUAUUUCACCAAUAAAACGAAAUGACUUUAGUGGAGUCUUUUUACGCAGGAAUAUUUGAACCCCGACCACUAGGUGGCAGCAACACUACGGAGAAGACGCUCCCGGAAGCGGACGUCCUACCCGUUUAAACGUCACAACAAUAGCCUUAGCAUCACUUGUUCACAACUGUUGACUUUCUUGUGUUGUUCGGUAAACUUCUCCGGGAUGGAGGACGAUGAACGGCUGCGCUCUUUCACCUUUUUAAUGACCUACAUGCUGCUCAAGCGCCGGAGAGACUUGAACAGCGCGGACGUGGAGAGACGUAAUGAGAUCCAGAGACGCGUCCGACAGCGACGAUACUUCUUCCAGAGGCAGAGGAGGAUGAUGAUGAUGAUGAUAGCGGGGGGUCUUCGCUCUAGCGUUCACAUCCGCACACGCCCCUGGACGACCGUCCCGAGCACGGAUUGGUGGGAGCGCGUGGCCAUGACGGAAUUCCAGCCCUCCGACUGGCUGGACAAGUUCCGGAUGAGCCGCGAGACCUUCUUCUUCAUCUGCGACAAGCUGCGCUCCCGCCUGACCCGCCAGGACACCAGCUUCCGCCUGGCGCUGCCCGUGGAGAAACGCGUGGCGGUGGCUCUGUGGCGCUUGGCGUCCAACGUGGAGUACCGCACCAUCAGCGCCCUGUUCGGCGUGGGCAAAUCCACCGUGUGCAAAUGCGUGCGCGACAUGUGCCACAGCAUCGUGGCGCUCCUCGGCGCCGACUACCUGCGCUCGCCCACCGAGCAGGAGCUGGAGGAGUCGGCUCGGCUUUUCUCGUCCCAGCGGGGCUUCCCGCACUGCGCCGCCGCCAUAGCAACGCUCCACACGGCCAUCAUCACCCCCUCCAACAACGCAUCCGACUACGUCAACCCCGCCGGCUGGCUGUCUGUGCUGUCUCAGGUGGCGGUGAACGGCCGAGGGCUGAUCUGGGACGUUUGCGCCUGCUUCCCAGGAGGGAUGGAGCCGGCAGACAUCUUGCAGAACUCGGUGCUCUGGGCCACGGCCGCAGAGGGCGGGCUGUCACAGGCGCCACCAUCGCCCUUCAUGGGGAAGCAACUCAGCUACGUGCUGCUCGGGGAGCCCUGCUACCCGCUCCAGAGCUGGCUGAUGAAGGCCUACCCGGACAAAAGGCCCACCAGGUCCAACCCCGUGGCGCUGACGGAGCGCCAGCAGCUUUUCAACCAGCGCCUCCGCAGAGCGCGCCACGUCUCCCAGGAGGCGCUGCUGAGGCUGAAGGCGCGCUGGCAGUGCCUGAGCAAGAGGAACGACUGCGGGCUGCACGUGGUGCCCACCAUGAUCCUGGCCUGCUGCAUUCUGCACAACGUGUGCGAGUCCCACGGCGACGCCUUCAACGCCGAGUGGCUGACCGAGGUGGCCGAGGCGGAAAGCCCCCAGCCCAGCUACGCCGAGGCUCCCCCGAACGCUGGCGAACCGAGUCAGGGUGAGGAAGUCCGGCAACUUUUUUGUGACUAUUUUCAACAGUCUGAUGACAGGAGCCCAUCAUCGUAAACAACUGUACAGACAUUUCAAAAAACGAUAUUACAAUAAAUACAAACCCCGUUUCUAUAUGGGAAAUUGUGUUACAUGUAAAUAUAAACGGAAUACAAUGAUUUGCGAAUACAUUUCAACCCAUAUUUAAUUGAAUGCGCUACAAAGACAAGAUAUUUGAUGUUCAAACUCACAAACUUUAUUUUUUUUUGGGCAAAUAUUAAUUAACCUAGAAUUUCAUGGCUGACACACGUGCCAAAGUAGUUGGGAAAGGGCAUGUUCACCACUGUGUUACAUUACCUUUUCUUUUAACAACACUCAAUAAACGUUUAGGAACUGAGGAAACAAAUUUUUGAAGCUUUGAAAGUGGAAUUAUUUCCCAUUCUUGCUUGAUGUACAGCUUAAGUCGUUCAACAGUCUUGUUGUCGUAAUUUACGCUUCAUAAUGCACCACACAUUUUCGAUGGGAGACAUGUCCGGACUGCAGGCGGGCCAGGAAAGUACCCGCACUCUUUUACUACGAAGCCCCGCGGUUGUAACACGUGGCUUGGCAUUGUUUUGCUGAAAUAAGCAGGGGCGUCCAUAAUAACGUUGAUUGGAUGACAACAUAUGUUGCUCCAAAACCUGUAUGUACCUUUCAGCAUUAAUGGUGCCUUCACAGAUGUGUGUUACCCAUGCCUUGGGCACUAAUACACCCCCAUACCAUCUUUGUGCCAUCCUAGUUACUGCCGUUGUGUCCUUGGGCAAGACACUUUACUCACCUACUCCCAGUGCCACCCACACUGGUUUAAAUGUAACUUAGAUAUUGGGUUUCACUAUGUAACGCGCUUUGAGUCACUUGAGAAAAGCGCUGUAUAAAUAUAAUUUACUAAUUCACAGAUGCUAGCUUAUACAUUUUGCGCCUAUAAAAAUCUGGAUGGUUAUUUUCCUCUUUAUUCCAGAGUACACCACGUCCACAGUUUCCAAAUAUAAUUUGCAAUGUGGACUCGUCAGACCACAGAACACUUUUCCACUUUGCAUCCGUCCAUCUUAGAUGAGCUCGGGCCCAGCGAAGCCGGCGGCGUUCCUGGGUGUUGUUGAUAAAUGGCUUUCGCUUUGGAUAGUAGAGUUUUAACUUGCGCUUACAGAUGUAGCGACCAACUGUAGUUACUGACAGUGGUUUUAUGAAGUGUUCCUGAGCCCAUGUGGUGAUAUCCUUUACACACUGAUGUCGGUUUUUUUUAUGCAGUACCGCCUGAGGGAGCAAAGGUCCGUAAUAUCAUCGCUUACGUGCAGUGAUUUCUCCAUUUUAUCUCAACCUUUUGAUGAUUUUACGGACCGUAGAUGGUAAAAUCCCUAAAUUCCUUGCAAUAGCUCGUUGAGAAAUGUUGUUCUAAAACUGUUCGACAAUUUGCUUACAAAUUGGUGACCCUCGCCCUGUCCUUGUUUGUGAAUUACUUAGUAUUUCAUGGAAGCUGCUUUUAUACCCAAUCAUGGCACCCACCUGUUCCCAAUUAGCCUGCACACCUGUGGGAUGUUCCAUAUAAGUGUUUGAUGAGAAUUCCUCAACUUUAUCAGUAUUUAUUGCCACCCUUCCCAACUUCUUUGUCACGUGUUGCUGGCAUCAAAUUCUAAAGUUAAUGAUUAUUUGCAAAAAAAAAAAAGUUUAUCAGUUUUAACACUAAAUAUGUUGUCUUUGUAACAUAUUCAACUGAAUAUGGGUUGAAAAGGAUUUGCAAAUCAUUGUAUUCUUUUUAUAUUUACAUCCAACACAAUUUCCCAACUCAUAUGGAAACGGGGUUUGUGAAUACAUUUUUGUAGCAGAUUCCUAAAAUCUUGUCACAAAAAAGAAGAGCACAGCAUUCCUCUUUUCUAGCAUAAACAUAUUGCUUUUGUAUUAACUUAUGACUUUUGGUGUGGUAUAAAGACCAAAUGAAAAAUAAAUGCACCU